Molecule: messenger RNA, 1019 nt
Organism: Pomacea canaliculata
Lineage: Eukaryota; Metazoa; Mollusca; Gastropoda; Architaenioglossa; Ampullariidae
Product: enhancer of rudimentary homolog
Exons: 4
Coding region: 111-416 (101 amino acids)
Source: RefSeq, a predicted model, not a curated record
CAUUUUAAUUUCGAUUCGUGUAGCAUAGACGCUGAGUGCAGACUUUUAAAAUACGCCGCCAUUUUUUCGCUUCUUGCUCUCUUGCAAGAGCAUAAACACUUUACUUGAAAAUGUCUCACACAAUCCUGUUGGUCCAGCCAAAUACAAGGCCAGAUACCCGCACAUACUCAGACUACGAGUCGCUGAAUGAAUGUUUGGAGGGUAUUUGCAAGAUAUUUGAAGAGCACCUAAAAAGGAUACAUCCCCAGGACCAGUGCAUCACCUAUGACAUCAGCCAGCUUUUUGAUUUCAUGGAUCAGCUUUCGGACCUUAGCUGCCUAGUGUUGCAGAAAAGUACAGGAACUUAUGUACCUCACAACAAAGAAUGGCUAAAGGAGAAAAUUUAUCAUAUGUUGAGAAAGCAAGCUGGGAAAUAAAAACAGUAUGUGACAAGUCAUCUGCACUGAAGAAUCCAUUCACCAUCUUCAUCCAGCACCUUCGUGCCACACAAAAGAUCCAUAUUGGUUGGCAGCCAUGUAUUUUGUGCUCAUGGCAGAACAUUUUGUGUUUUUAUCUUUGGCGGGAACAGAUUCCAUAAUGUAGUUAUGUCGUUUGUUGAACCAAUCAUUCUGUAUAAAAUCACUUUUCCAUUCAUUGCAAAGGUUGGUGAAUCUUUUAGGCAUUGCAAAGACUCCAUAAUCAGAGUAAACGAAAUAAAAUAGUAUUUUAAUGGCAAUCAAUUAAAAACCAGGUAGAUUUUACAUCAGUUUUCUAAUUUUUGUUCCUUCAGUGAUGUUUUAUCCAAUUAACAUUUUUGAUUUGUCACUUUGCAAUGACAGAGACAUGUUACCAAGUUUCUUUUGCUUCUUUUUUUAAUAGUUAAUUCUAUUAUUAAGCAUUCAAGAAUUGAUCCAGCAAUUUGUGUUCAGUGCAUUUGGUUACCCAAUAGUCUCUAUCUGUUCCUUGCCAUUGUUCAUUUCAUAUUUACAAUCUCAUGCAAUUUGUAUUUAAAAAUAAAUCGCAUGUUUAUGAAAAUGGUU